UGUAGUUGAAGCGGCGUCCCAACAUGACAGCUCCUUCUUCUGUCUACGUGAUUGACGGCGGCCCCCCCACGGCCCCCCCACUGCCACCCCGAGCAGGCCGGGGACGAAAGUCUGGACGACUGGCUCAAAAUGUUCUCUUCUUGCUGGUGAGCGUGGCCUUAAUUGGCCUCGUCCUGGAGGCCGUGCUCAUCUUCUACCUGCACCCUGAAAGUCCACCUAAGCAAACAUCCGCUUCGUUCUCCAAGCUGAGAGCAGAACAACAUGGACAGUUACUUUCUGACACUUCCAAGGUCUCUCUUUCCAAACCAGUUGCAUGUCUGAUGGACGGGCAGGAUGUAGUCCACGGCCAACAGAUCCUGGACUGGAGCCUGUCACUGCUCCCCGUCCUCCACAAGAUGCACUACUUCCAGAAAAACCGAAGUCUGGUGGUCCAAGAGGAAGGUCUCUACUUCGUGUACUCCAAGGUGUACUUCGUGGACGUGGGCGUGUUCCAUCACUCGGUGGUCAUGCACACCCGCAGACAUAACGAGGAGCGCAUCCCGCUCAUGCAGUCCAGGAAGUAUUCCACCAAGGCGGAAAAAGACUCCAACAGUUUCCUGGGCGGAGUCUUCCACCUCCGCCAAGACGACGCCCUUUUUGUCAAAGUAAGCAACUCCUCCAAAAUCAUCCGCCACAAAGCCUACGAGAACAUCUUUGGUGCGUUUAUGAUAUAACUCAGUCUUGUUGGGCCCUGAAGGGAUAUCCAAAUAUAUUUUUGUUCCUCAGCUGCCGCGGCGAUGCUCAGUUUUACUACACUUUUCUUCCACUGGAGGCAGUAAUGACAAUCUUAAACAAACAGAAGAAGAGAAGUUUCUUUAGCGCAAACAUUAUGACUAAAAGGGAGAAAUUGUAUUUUCAUUUGCAUCUACGUUUUAUUAACAAACAUAUUCAUUAUUAGUUUACUUCAAAUUAUUUCAUAUCUGCUUUAUUGAAUGUCAAUUCAUUUUUAAUUGGUAUAUAUCAUUAGUACUUAAUAUAUUCAAUAUUAAUAUCCUCCAUCCAUCCAUUUUUUUACCGCUUAUUCCCAUAAAAUAUAAAAUAUUAUUGUAAUUAACACAUGGCCUCAUAUUAAUGUACAUGGUUGUAAACUGUAAGUUUGUUAUGAAUAAUUAUUGAAUAUGAUUAAAAUCAAGAGUAAGAUU
Nerophis ophidion (straightnose pipefish) is the source of this 1181-nucleotide messenger RNA. It is a transcript of the gene tnfsf14a, whose product is annotated as TNF superfamily member 14. Gene Ontology annotation, molecular function: tumor necrosis factor receptor binding. NCBI's taxonomy places the organism in Eukaryota, Metazoa, Chordata, Actinopteri, Syngnathiformes, Syngnathidae. The coding region runs from base 24 to 713 and encodes 229 amino acids. Gene Ontology annotation, biological process: immune response. The record is from RefSeq and is a predicted model, not a curated record. The transcript is spliced from 4 exons. Gene Ontology annotation, cellular component: membrane.